GCAUUCUUUCACUUCCUUAAAACGUCUCUUGCAAGUCGCAUCAAAGCCACGUGAGACAAACAUGGAUAAGCCAGUUGUUUUAGCUCGAGUUAUUAAGGUCCUAGGCCGAACUGGUUCACAAGGACAAUGUACACAAGUAAAGGUCGAAUUUCUGGGUGAACAGAACCGACAAAUUAUUCGCAAUGUCAAAGGACCGGUACGAGAAGGUGAUCUCCUAACCUUAUUGGAAUCUGAACGUGAAGCAAGAAGGCUGAGAUAAAAGGAUAUAUUGCUAAAGCAUUGAUAUCACCAACACUGUAUGGAUUCUACAAAAUGCAAUUCAUUCCAUUAAUUAAAACUGAGAACCGAGCAACUGUUCUGAUACAACGAGCACGUUCAAAAUAUCCAUGUAAAUGACGAUGUUUGCGACUUGUGUAAUAAACACUAACUAAUAUCUAACAAAA
Megachile rotundata (alfalfa leafcutting bee) is the source of this 443-nucleotide messenger RNA. RefSeq names its product Ribosomal protein S28b. Gene Ontology annotation, biological process: ribosomal small subunit assembly; translation; maturation of SSU-rRNA. Gene Ontology annotation, molecular function: structural constituent of ribosome. Gene Ontology annotation, cellular component: ribosome; cytosolic small ribosomal subunit. Lineage: Eukaryota; Metazoa; Arthropoda; Insecta; Hymenoptera; Megachilidae. The record is from RefSeq and is a predicted model, not a curated record.